Molecule: messenger RNA, 525 nt
Organism: Trichobilharzia regenti
Lineage: Eukaryota; Metazoa; Platyhelminthes; Trematoda; Strigeidida; Schistosomatidae
Source: the annotation of a GenBank genome assembly
AUGAUUAUAAUUAAACUACAUAAAAUAUUUAAAGAACGUUAUCGUAUGUGUCAACAGCACGGUGAUCGUAAUCCGAAUGAACUACGUCGGAUAGCUGGACACUUGGCUAUGACAACAAUGUUUUUUAUUCUAAAUAUUCCAUUGAUUAUUGUUGUCUUGUUAAGACAACACGCCGAUUACAGUAACUACAAUUCAUUGUAUCCACAGCAUGUGUUAAAAUUGAAACAUCUAUCCAAAUUGUUUAGUUCAAUGAAAUCAUUGAAUUCAGCUAUGGAAUUUCCCACAUUUUUUAUAUUUCUGCCUUCAUUUCGUUUACACUUGCGUCAUUUAUUCUGUGGUAAACAAAAACGUUUUGGUAAGAAUGAUGUUUUUAAUCUACGCGGAAUGCGGGCGACAAUCAGUAGUGUAAUAGGACAUAAAAGUAGUAGUAAAGAAUUGGAGUCGAAAUCAAGUAAUCAUCAUGAAAAGUAUAAAUCAAAUUUUACAAAGGGUGAAAAAACAUUUAAUCAAAGUGCAAACAUAUAA